AACCAUGAACGAGGUCUUUCGGCCGCUGCUGGAUAAAUGCGUCAUCGUGUACCUCGACGACAUACUGGUCUACAGCACUACCCGGGAGCAGCAUUUGAAGGAUUUGGAAGCGGUUUUCUCUCUCUUGCAGCAGCACCGACUCAUCACCAAGGGCUCUAAGUGCGAGUUUCUCAAACACGGACAGGAGUUUUUGGGACACGUCAUUUCCAUCGACGGAGUUAAAAUUUACCUCAAGAAAAUUGUGACGAUACAAGACUGGAAGCCGCCGGCUAAUCUCCGCGAACUUCAGAGUUUUCUGGGGUUUGUCAAUUACGUCCGCCGUUUCAUUCCGAACAUGGAUCUCCUGAAGAAGGGCAAAUUUUAUGAGAGGCACAUGACUCGAAUUUCUUGGGUCACUACGGCAUCGAAAAAAACCACCAAAUUACUGAGCCGUAAUGAUUACUGGACCGAUUUGCCGACAGAUGUACAGCUGUACAUCACCUCGUGUGCCACGUGUCAACGCAUGAAGUCGUCCCGGCUUCGACCUGCGGGAUUGCUGCAGCCACUCAAGCCACCCAGCCGACCUUGGCAACAAGUGACGAUUGAUUCCGUCACUGGCCUGCCAGCUGGUCCAAGCGGCAACGACGUGAUUCUCGUCGUCGUUGACCGGUUGACCAAGAUGGCUCACUUCGCCGCCUGCAAGACGACAAUUACUGCCGAGCAGAUAGCAAAACUGUUCCUCAUGAACAUCGUGCGGCUACACGGCAUCCCCUUGGCAAUCAUCAGCGAUCUUGACCCACAGUUGACGUCCAACUUCUGGACAAAAACCUGGCAGCAGUACGGCACACGUCUGCAUCUGUCCACGGCGUACCACCCGCAAUCGGACAGCCAGACUGAGCGCACCAAUCAGACAAUGGAGCAGGUGAUUCGCACGACACGCACAAACCCAGCCCAAUGGGAGGACGCCCUUCCAUUGAUCGAGUUUGCGUACAACAAUGCCCCAUCGGCCACGACUACUCAGUCCCCGUUCUUCCUUAAUUACGGGAUAGACCCGACAACCCCUCUAUCGCCACCGAUAGAAAGCUCGGCACCAAGAUCUCAGCAGUUUGUCGAAAAUCUCCGACAGUCUAAAAAAAAAGCCGCCGAUGCCAUCCUCAAAGCCAACCAACGGGCUAAGCAGCAAGCUGACCGACGACGCCAAGACUUAACGCUCGCCCCUGGGCAAUUGGUCCUGCUCGACACCAGAAAUUUGGGAAUUCCCCUCCCAAAUAAGCUACGACCAAGAUUUUGCGGCCCAUUAUGCAUCAUCCGCAUGGGCUGUCGUGGCCCCAAGGGGGGGCGUGGUGUCAGUGGUGGUGGUGGUGGUGGUGGUGGUGGUGGUGGUGGUGGUGGUGGUGGUGGUGGUGGUGGUGGUGGUGGUGGUGGUGGUGGUGGAGGUGGUGGUGGUGGUGGUGGUGGUGGUGGUGGUGGUGGGGACAGUGGGUCUGACGAGGGGAUCGAGGCUGGUGCCCAGGAGUAGCAGCAGCCGCAGCCGCCGCAGCAGCAG
Closterium sp. NIES-67 is the source of this 1525-nucleotide messenger RNA. Lineage: Eukaryota; Viridiplantae; Streptophyta; Zygnematophyceae; Desmidiales; Closteriaceae. The record is from the annotation of a GenBank genome assembly.